Molecule: messenger RNA, 1862 nt
Organism: Mangifera indica (mango)
Lineage: Eukaryota; Viridiplantae; Streptophyta; Magnoliopsida; Sapindales; Anacardiaceae
Exons: 10
Coding region: 143-1555 (470 amino acids)
Source: RefSeq, a predicted model, not a curated record
CCAAAACACUCAACAGAAAAAAGAAAAAUAAAAAGUGGGUCUUCACUUGAGCUAGUGGUAGAGCGAUUAAAGACCUUUGAACUUCAAUUUUAUUCUUUCGUUUCUUCAUUGUUUUGUAUUCUUUGUUUCUGGGUUAUACAAAAUGGAAAAUAGCGAGACAAGCAAUGGUGAUGAUAGUUCGACUUCUACUGUGCCACCUCCAAUGAAUGAAAAUGUUGAGUCCGAUAGUUCCCAUAGUGAACAGGGUGACUCUGACAGUGAAGAAGUUACUGGUGAAGCAGCAGUUAAUGUAAACAAUCCUAUGCAGCAGCCACUUUCAAGGGGUCAUCAGGAUUAUCGUGUCUAUACAACAGGGCGACAAUUUCCAGCCAAUCAAAAUACUGUUCUUCAAUAUCACAAUUUUCCCCAGAGAAUGCCGCUUCAAUUGGCUACAGCAGGGCAACAAGUUCCAGCUAAUCAAAAUUAUGGUGUUCAGGGUUACAUUUCUCCCCAGGGGAUACCAUUUCCGUUGGCUGGUCAAGCAAGAGUAGUUGCAAGGGGAAGGAGAACUGCUCAAGCUUUGAUCAAUCCUACUGGACCAUCUCAAUGGAGAUAUCCAGCCCUGGUCUCUCCACUUUUUCGCAACUCUUUUAUACCUUUUGAUUUGAUGCGAGGUGACUUUCAUCAACCUCAAGCCACUGCUCCUAUUCAGCCUCCUAUUAGAUUUACUUCACCUCCUUCUACCUUUGGUUCAGUACUUGCAGCUGGUAGGAGAAGUAGACUUGGUCUAGCUUCCGAUGCUCCAUUUCGGCCAUCUUCUAGUAGAUCUGCAAACCAAAGCCUUCCAAUUGGAUCAUCUCGUACACCACAGUCCCAGACUGAUUUCUCUGGCCUGCAUGAUCUUGCACAAGCGGCUGAGAAUUUUCCAACAGAUCACAUAAAGCAAGGUUCAGUACUUGCAGCUGGUAGGAGAAGUAGACUUGGUCUGGUUUCCGAUGCUCCAUUUCGACCAUCUUCUAGUAGAUCUGCAAACCAAAGCCUUCCAAUAGGAUCAUCUCGUACACGACAGUCCCGGACUGAUUUCUCAGGCCUGCAUGCUCUUGCACAAGCGGCUGAGAAUUUUCCAACAGAUCACAUAAAGCAAGGUUCAGUACUUGCAGCUGGUAGGAGAAGUAGACUUGGUCUGGCUUCCUAUGCUCCAUUUCGACCAUCUUCUAGUAGAUCUGCAAACCAAAGCCUUCCAGUUGGAUCAUCUCGUACACCACAGUCCCGGACUGAUUUCUCAGGCCCACAUGGUCUUGCAAAAGCAGCUGAGAAUUUUCCAACAGAUCACAUAAAGCAAGAUUUCGACAAACCUCCUGAACCAAGUGGAAGAAAGUGUUUCUUAUGCAAGAGGGAUCUUUCAUUCACACCAGCAACCGAUGGGCCUGUUUCCCAGCCAAGACUUCCUCCAUCUGUUGCUGUUUUGCCAUGCGGCCACUACUUUCAUGCCUGCUGCUUAGAGAUUGUCACUCCCCCAGAGAAGUCUACAGACCCUCCAUGCAUUGUCUGUGACCUUGAUGAGAAUGCUUCAUGAAGACCAAUCUUUCCUCAGGUGCUUCUCUUCCACUUUUGAUCUCUAUUUUUGGUAGCAUCAGUCAGAAUACAGGAGGGAAUCAGAAACACAUAUUUUUGGAGAAGUUUUGCUGAUUUAAGUAUAUAAAGAUUGAAUAUCAUUGUAUGUAGGAAGUCAUUCUGAUUCAUAUAUGAUGAAUAGGCUUCACAGCAGCUAGAAAAUCACUCAGUGCACAUAAUUCUUACACAUAUUCUAGGAUAUCAUCAUUUUGAAGUAGGAUUUAACCAUUUUAUUCAUAUUCAGAAGUUCAUAUAAGAUUUUCUUGACA